This is a messenger RNA of Penicillium chermesinum, 1302 nucleotides long. RefSeq names its product UDP-galactose transporter HUT1. Gene Ontology annotation, molecular function: UDP-glucose transmembrane transporter activity; UDP-galactose transmembrane transporter activity. The transcript has 2 exons. NCBI's taxonomy places the organism in Eukaryota, Fungi, Ascomycota, Eurotiomycetes, Eurotiales, Aspergillaceae. The coding region runs from base 1 to 1302 and encodes 433 amino acids. The record is from RefSeq and is a predicted model, not a curated record. Gene Ontology annotation, cellular component: Golgi membrane; endoplasmic reticulum membrane. Gene Ontology annotation, biological process: UDP-galactose transmembrane transport.
AUGGGUCGGCAAAAGCAAGCUGCGCCUCUACAGCGAAAACCGUCUUCCCAGUUGAUGCACACGCAAGAGGAGACACCAAGGGAUUUAAAAGCCCAAACAAAUGGAUCCGCAAAGUCAACUUCAGAUGUUCUAGCAAGCACUCCAGCAAAGGCUGCGCCUCUGGAAACCGCCGCUGAGUCCCCGGGGGUGGUGGAACUUCUUAUUUGCGUCGCCGGUAUAUACGCAGCAUUCCUAUCAUGGGGUGUUUUACAGGAAGCUAUCACCACCACGGCAUACCCUGUCCGAGUCGCUACAGCCUCUGAGCCCGAGCCCCCAACAGAACGAUUUACAUAUUCUCUGGUCUUGAACACAAUCCAGUCCACCUUCGCUGCCAUUACCGGGUUUGCGUACCUUUUCUUCUCCACUCCGAAGGGACAGAAGGUCCCUGCGGUCUUCCCUACCUCCCGAAUCCUUACUCCUCUUCUCCUUGUGAGCAUAUGCUCAUCGCUCGCCUCGCCAUUUGGAUAUGCUAGUCUCGCCCAUAUAGACUACCUGACCUUCAUUCUCGCCAAGUCCUGCAAGCUCCUUCCUGUUAUGCUCCUCCAUCUGACGAUCUUUCGCAAGAGAUACCCGCUGUACAAGUACGCGGUGGUGCUUACUGUGACUCUGGGUGUCGCGACCUUCACCCUGCACCAUCCGGGCACAAGUAAGAAGGUCGCUGCAUCGGCAGAAAAGCAGGCUGGAUCGUCUUCAUGGGGUAUCUUCUUGCUCUCCAUUAACCUCCUUCUUGAUGGAUUGACGAAUACCACCCAAGACCAUGUCUUCUCCUCGCCUAAGGUGUACACCCGAUUCACUGGGCCCCAGAUGAUGGUUGCGCAGAAUGUGCUAUCUACGUUUUUGACUGCUGCAUACCUCUUGGUAAUGCCGCAUAUCUCCCGAAGCGGGGUCCUUCAUAACCUUCUUCCUUUCCCUAUUCCCCCGUCCACGGAGACAGAGCUCUGGUCUGCUAUCUCGUUUCUUCAAAGACACCCUGAAGCUUUGAAGAAUGUGCUGGGCUUUGCUGCAUGCGGAGCGGUCGGACAGGUGUUCAUUUUCUAUACCCUGUCUCGUUUCUCCUCCCUGGUUCUUGUUACUGUUACAGUGACACGAAAGAUGCUCACCAUGCUUCUCAGCGUGUUCUGGUUCGGUCAUUCUCUGUCAGUUGGACAGUGGCUGGGCAUUCUUUUGGUAUUCGGUGGUGUUGGUGCAGAGGGCCUGGUACAAAGGCAGGAGAAGAAGGCAAAGGAGCAGGCAAAGCUCGAAGCUGCAAAGAAAGCGCAGUAG